GUGCAUGAGCAUUUAAAUUUUCAAGAUGAUGAUAAUAUGGAUUUUGAGGACCAAAACACAGAAGAAUUCCUUUUAAAAGACACUUUCAAUUUUCUCCUUUCUAAUGAAUCUUCACCUUCCAUAUUUUCUGAGAUAUUUCAGAGACUUUACAGAUCAGGUGUAUUUAAGGGUGAAAACUAUCAAAAGGAACUAAAUCAAUGCCUGUCUUUAGAGGACAUUAACUCAAUUAUGACUUUCAUUAAGGAACUUAGGAGUUUGGGACAAUUCCAACUGCUCUUCCCAUCAAUUACUCUUGGGACUCAAUCUUGGAUGCGUGAAUUUUAUGAUAUGGCAAAUCCUAUGGGAAAACCUGGUUCAGUUCCGACCCAAUACUGGUCUCUUUUAAAAGUGUUUGAGCAAUUUCAGCUCCUGAAUAAAAAGGCACAGCUAUAUCCACUGGAAUGGAAUUCUUUCACAGAGGAUGAGAACAUUGAAAAACCACAAGUACCAUUUGAUGCAACUGAACAUAAAAAAGAUGUUUCUGUCUCCAGCGUUGCCAACUACCCUCUGGGCUUAGGAACGAACAAAAUCUCAAUGUUUGUGGUGGAUGAAUCUCCAGUGCAGGGUGAGAGCUUGAUCACGUACAAACUCACCAUCCACCGAGAAGACCGUCCAAGUCUGCCCUUGUUUGAAGACUUCACAGCGUGCGGUUUUGUGCAGGAUUGUGGUUUGCUGAUUCAUCCAGAGGAAACCUGUGGGUUGCAGCCUAUUUCUCCUGACUACAUUGAAGCCAUCUCACAGUCCGAACUAAAGAUCUGUUCUUCUGGUGACACAAAAGGCCAAUGGAUUGUACCUUGCCUUAGUUGUUCCGACAACAGGACCUGUGACUGGAGAGAAAUAACUUGGCAGCCUCACAACUGCCAAUAUGGUGUCCUAACUAAGCCUCAACUGCAGCGGUGCCUGGAAGGAAGGAAGAUUCUUUUCAUUGGAGAUUCAACAAACAGAGGGAUAAUGUACUACCUGAUUGAAAGGCUGAACGAAACCUUGCAGGAAUGGCAGAAGGUGCAUGGCACUAAAAUCUAUCGCAAUGUCAAUGAUGGGAAGACUUUGAUCAGUUAUUCCUACUAUCCCCAGUUCUGGAUAAACCCUUCAAUGAGACCCACGUUUGAAAAAGCACUUGAACAUCUCUUGCAAAGAUCACGUCCCCUGGAGAAUACGCGCCAGACCGUAUUGGUCGUUGGUGGUGUUCAGUGGCUUAAUUCCAAUCACCUGCAAAUUAUUCACAAGGUUUUGAAGAGGGAAAAUUUACUCAAUGUCCUUGUGAUCAUCAAAACUUUGGGGAUCGGAUUUCAUCUGCCAGUGGAUGGAGUACAUUUCUUAACACAGAGUGAAGUUCAGAACUUAUGGAAAGAAAAUUUGAUUAUUCUGGAUGCUGCAAAAAAAUAUGGCUAUGAAGUGCUUGACACAUUUGCUAUAACAAUGGGUCGAUACAAAGAGUUUUUACAGGGGACCUGUGGAUGUCACUUCCACGAGGUAGUGAAAUCCAAGUUAUCCAAAGAACAUCACUUUAUUAAAAUAAAACAGUCAAGAAAUCACAUUGUGGGAAAAUAUUUCAGCAAUCAAAACAAACUACAGCAACAACAACAGGACUCUGUCAUAAAUUACCAAUCGCCAUAUCAUGUCAGAGGUCCCAUUAAUGAAGUCUGCUCGGAAAUCCUUCUCAGCAGGAUGUGCGCGAGUAAAGGAGCUGUGUAGACUCCCUGCAGGGAGACUGAACUUGGAGUUGAAGACAAGCCAUUCACCUGGGUGGUUAUCUAAGAACUAAACCCUGUACAUCCCAUGUAUUUUGGGUCGACCGCAUGCACUCUUGCACACCAACAUACACUUACACACCAAUGCACACACAGCUAAAAAAAAGUAAUAACGCUAUUUUCCUGUAGCUUUAGAAAGUCAAGAUGUGCGCUUGAAAAUCAGUUGGUGAAAGGUAGAGCUAAGAAAAGGUGAGUUGAAAUAUAAUCAACUAGAACUACGGUGAGCUGGGUAUUGCCUUGUGAUAAUAAAGAGAAAAGGAGACACUUGAAUUAUGUGGGGGAGAGGGGAAGGAUAAUGCUCUUGAGUGUUGUGUUAUCUUCUCUAUUGGUACAUUAAUACUGAAAAGGGUAAAAAAGCAAUUACAUUCCACUUGUAAAUAGGGAUUGCAUUUGUGUCCUUUACCAGGUGACAAUGUAGCGUUUGUGAUGGUUUCAGCUUUGUGAAUCUAAUGUUUGUGAAAAGGAUUUCUUUGUAUACUUUUUCAAUUUUAUAACUGAAAGGAAAAGAACAGGGAUGCUUCACAAGGGAAUCCAAAUAGAUUCUAUGAGCGAGAUAAGAAGUUCCCUGUUUUACAGUUAAAAUACCCGUAUAUCUAACUUUGCGCUGUACCUUUUCUAAACAUUCCCCUAUCUUGCCUGUGAACGUGGAUGGGUAACUGCAGUCAACGUUGAUUAAAUAUGUAAUUUAAAGUGAGAAACAAGCUAUACUUCUUCAUGUAUUACUUUAUUAUGUUUCAUUGAUAAUAUUACUUAGGAAACUGUAAAAAGCUUUGUAGGAAAGCCCUAUGUAAUAUAAGAUUACAGUUAUGUUUUAUGUAAAUGUUUUGCAAAGGAGCAGUGUUCUCAAGUGCCUAGGCAUUUAUUUCCAUAAAGCAUUUGUAUAUGUCUACAAAUACUAGUAACUACAUUUUUCUUUUCCUGAACAACUAUAUCUAAUCCAAAUUUAGAGUAGGCAUAAAUUAUUUUUUUACUAAAACAGUGGCAUACAUAUAAAACGUAUGUAAUUCUAGUACUGAGAGCUUUCUCUUCUAUAUUUUAGUUUCAAAAUAGUAAAUUUCUUUACAAAUGAUUUGUUGUGAGAUAUCUCAAAGUUACAAUGGUUUUUAAAGGGUUUUUUUUUGGGGGGGGGAGCUGAGAGGGUCAAUUUAAUACAUGGUUGAAAUUACCAAAUGUACAAAUACCUCAAUUUCAUUACCUUACAAAAAAAAAUAAAAUUAUUUUGAUCGAUCAGUUGCUUAGUAUGAAUACUCACUGCCCUUAAAUACUCUAUUUUUAUAUAUAUUUUUAUAUGAAAGUAAACAUGAAUUUAUAUUUAACUGUCUUAAAUUAUAUUUACGCACAAAUACCACUUGUUAAUAUUAACAAUACAUAUCUGCAUCUGAUGGAUUUUUUAAAAGAAUGGUACAGAAUUAAGCUUUAAAAUCAAAGGUUGGGGUCAGCCAAGUAGCUCAGUUGGUUAAGAGCACAAACUCUGAGCAACAGGGUCACCGGUUUGAUUCCCAUAUGGACCCAUG
Messenger RNA from Hipposideros armiger (great roundleaf bat), 3304 nucleotides. RefSeq names its product cadherin like and PC-esterase domain containing 1 (gene CPED1). The record is from RefSeq and is a predicted model, not a curated record. Lineage: Eukaryota; Metazoa; Chordata; Mammalia; Chiroptera; Hipposideridae. The transcript is spliced from 12 exons. The annotation marks the transcript as partial.